GAUAAUUUUAAUAAAUCAUUGGGUAAAAAUGCCACCAUAAGCAACCACUCAUAUUUGAGGACUAAUCGGUUGCUUGAGAAACAUCAACUGGAUAAUGAACCAACGGAUGCAGAACUAACAGAUGAUUUAUCAUGCAAGGAGAAAAAUAGCAAAUUAGAGAAACAAACGGAAGAUAAAUCGUCAUGCGAACAAUUAAAUGAAAGUAAUUUAAGCUGUAAAGAAGCGAAAGAAAUUGAUAAGAAUAAUAUAGAUUCAACGUCCGACGUUUUCAAAUGUAUACUUUCCAGUUGCGAAAAAAAUUCUCUUAGCACAGCCAAUCAUAUAUAUAAUGAAAAGAAAAAAAAAAAUUUGAGUAGUAGAAAAUUUAAGAAAAUGCGAUUUAAAAAGUUUUGCCUAAUAAGUGCCCCAUUUUUUAUUCUGUCAUUCAUAUGUUGUACAAUCCUAUUUAAUUACAGUAGUAAUUACAUAUAUUUAGGUAUAUUUUAUAUGUUAGAUGUCGUAGGAUUACUAAUUAUUAUGUACGUUCUUAUGAAAUGCUUUAAAUAUGAAUUUUUAAAAAAAAAGAAAAGCACCUAA
Plasmodium vivax (malaria parasite P. vivax) is the source of this 576-nucleotide messenger RNA. RefSeq lists its product as hypothetical. The transcript has a single exon. The record is from RefSeq and is a predicted model, not a curated record. The annotation marks the transcript as partial. NCBI's taxonomy places the organism in Eukaryota, Apicomplexa, Aconoidasida, Haemosporida, Plasmodiidae.